This is a messenger RNA of Exaiptasia diaphana, 2360 nucleotides long. RefSeq names its product ZP domain-containing protein. The record is from RefSeq and is a predicted model, not a curated record. Lineage: Eukaryota; Metazoa; Cnidaria; Anthozoa; Actiniaria; Aiptasiidae.
UGUCGUGUGUGGCAUCUGGCUUCGCUUUUUAGUCGAAUUUUAUGCCGCAAAAAUCAACUCUAUGAAUCAAACAUUUGAUAGYAAGGAUGUAGUGUUAACUUAAACAGCCUUUUCAAACAAAAAACAUAUAGGAAUGGCGUCAGAAAUGACAAAUUAGACUCGAAUAGYGAAGCAUACAACUUGACAAGUUACAAGGAGGUUCUAGUAAGUUCAUAGAUCAAGAGCGAAGAAGCUGUUCCUCAAAACAGACUUAUAACRUCAAGUUUCGAUCUUCAUAAUGUGGCUUAAGGUCUUGCUUUUAGGACUUAUUAAMUUAYAUCUGGCUGAACUGACAAUAGCUUGGAACGAACCAGUUUCACUUCAACGGAACCAACUGUAGAGCGACAUAUGUGAACUCUUCGCAUGUCAUCAUGAGAACACCGCUGGGAAGUUGUAAGACGCGGUACACGGCGGACGAAGACUUGAUCACAUUUUCAAACGUGGUGGAUACAGAGGUKUUCGGUUCGAGCAAGAUUAGUCGCUAUCCUGCACACUUUUUCAUGUUCGAGUGCUCUUACUACACGACGUUUGAAAUGACUCUCAACGCCUUUAGUACCGAAGGGAAGAUCAUCACUAGACCUAAAGUUCAAAUGGGCAACUUCUCCUUCACAAUGAACAUGUUCCAGACUAACAAGUAUUUCAGUCCKUACACGAAGUUUCCCGUGAGGGUGAGGACAGGGGAGCGUGUCUACCUACARGUCAAAGUUGUGACAAACGCUUCUGGACUGACUCUGUUUCUUGACCGCUGUAGAGCUACUCCAUCGCCAGACCCUAAGAGUGAGCUCAGCUACUAUGUCUUGAGAGACGGUUGCCCAACAGACGAAACACUAAACUACAAAGCCAGCAUCGACACAAAACAGCGGUUCAGCUUCCAAGCAUUUCGAUUCCGGUCCCAGCCCUCUAAAGAGGUGUACCUUCACUGCGAGGUCCUCGUAUGCCACGAGCAAAACAACGCCUCYCGGUGCCAUCGCGCAUGUAAACAAAAACCCAGAUACCUGACUAAAAGAGAGAUCACAACACGAGAAAUAGAGGAGUCCAUCAUGGACGAAAACCUGACCAACCUUAUCAACAUGACAACCAAGAUUUAUGACGUUACGUUGGGUCCUAUGAAAGUCUAUGUAGAUCCUGUCAGGGGUCCCCCAUUGCUACAAGAGGCCUMUCAGGAUAAAGGYCGUCGGUCACGUGGUUUGUGUCAUACACCAGAACUUGCUUUACUUGUUAUAUCCAGUUUGGUAUUUCUAUAUAAGGACAUAUUGCACAGUUGAUAGUUGAAUAUAUCUUGCAAAAUCAGCAUUAGAAUGAGGCUCAUCUCUUCACGUGACGUCCAUUAUAGUCAGGAUUUAUGUACAACCUGUUAAAGAUUUCUAKGGCGAGGUGCUUGACGCUUAAAGCACACAUACAUUUAGGAGAUGUAAAAGUACAAUUUACAGACUAAAAAAUAACGUAUUUAAUGAUAUAUUUAGACAAUAAUUUACUACCUUUUUACUAUAAGCAACUUGAUAGAUGUAGUAUAUAAAAAACAGGAAACCCCACGGGUUCAAUUACAAAAACUCAAACUCUGCGAAUUCUAUUCAGUGUUCCCGUCAUGUGAUGUUUGGCAAGAUGCAUUAUGGGAAUUUACGAAAGUUAAAACUGAAUCCAUCUUGUGCCAACAGUGCUUUUCUCAAAAUAUCUCGUWUAUUCUUUCCAAUGCUUAGGAUUCCUUUGAUUCAAAUGUUUGGUUUCCUAUACGCGUGCUUUCUUGGCAACACACGAAGGAUCGUGACUUGUUCCACGGAGAGAGCGUCGCAAACCUACUAAGAUUUGAAUCACACAACAGGAAUCCCAAGAAAUGGCAAGAAAAAAAUUAUGAGUUAGGCUUGGAGCUAGUAUUCAUGUCAAGCUGUUUAGCAAGCUGCAAACUAGCAUUACAUAUUGCUAAGCGGAGUGGUUUUGGGGCUCAAUUUCGUGAGCAGUAAUCUUAUUGUAAUUCAGUUUCGUCAAUUUUCCAAUGACCCUUCAUACUCCUUAGUAGCAUCCGCUAUCUUGGCACUUUCAACAAUACCAUGAUGCACUUCGCCGAAACACAACGUCAUAAGUAGRGAGAACAAUUUAACAAUAGAGCGCUUUUCAAAUCUAGGUUUUCUAUURUAAUAAUCGAGGUCAAAGUACAUGCAUUAUCGCUUUAAUAGAUAUAUACAUCAAUUUUAAAAUUUAUAGUAAGAUUUUUAAAGGGUCAAUGGAAACGGUUCGUAGAAUGGACUUAUAGCAAUACUAUUGAUAUAAAGGUUUGUGCGGUAUCUUUACAAUAUAUAGAAUGAAUUUGUGUUGACAGACAAGUC